Molecule: messenger RNA, 1895 nt
Organism: Ostrinia nubilalis (European corn borer)
Lineage: Eukaryota; Metazoa; Arthropoda; Insecta; Lepidoptera; Crambidae
Gene: Es2
Product: splicing factor ESS-2 homolog
Exons: 9
Coding region: 147-1871 (574 amino acids)
Cellular component (GO): catalytic step 2 spliceosome
Source: RefSeq, a predicted model, not a curated record
CUUUUGCUAGUGAAAAAAAUAGUUAAAAAAAAGUUCGGUCAUCUAUCAGCUGACAUGUGUCAUUUCUUGUCUUGUUGUGGGUUUAUUUGUUUGGGAUAUUUUUGUUAAAUUUAUGUAAAAAAUAGGCUUAUUAAUUCAUCGUAAAUAUGUCUGACGAUAGUGCUAAAAAGCCUAAACCUGGAGAAGCAGCAUUAAAAAAUAUGAAGCUGUUAAAAAAUGAGAGCAGCGUAUUUAAAGUUCCCAAAGUGCCUAAAAAGAAACCCAGUACAAAGAAAGCUAAAGUCUUGGAAGAGGAAGUGUAUGUAGAGGGUAUAGCAAAGAUUAUUCAAAGAGAUUUUUUUCCUGACUUAGAAAAAUUAAAAGCACAAAAUGAGUUUUUAGAAGCUACAGAAAACAAAGACUACUCCAGACUCCGAGAGAUCACACAAAAAUACAGCGGCAGCAGACCUCCCACUGAGCCUUAUAAUUCCCCUGCCACUUUCGACACUCCAGGCCCUGACCGGCCUUAUUCACCAUCAGCCCCCACAGUAAGAGAGCACAGAUCUGACCUGGAUGACGUUGGCGCCAUUGACAAACCUAAAGAUAUCACAGAUGACCACACUUUGGAUUCAUACUUAUCAACACAUACGAGCGAAGACAACGCCAGCUACGACAAAGUGAUAGCGCUGGAAGACAAGAAGAGGGCUACCAAACUGGCGGUACAACUUAACGCGGAGGUGUCGUCGGCUGAGCUCGCUGAUAAGGCGCUCGCCUUGCCCUCCAUAGAGGAGCAGGCGGACCAGACUGAGAGGCCACAUGAGCUGGACACAUGGCGGUACAAAGCUAAGAACUACAUAAUGUAUGUGCCGGACGGAGCACCGUCGCAGCCGCCGCCGCGCAAGCCCGACUUAUUACGUCACAACACGCGCCUGCGCGCGGAACCCUUCGACCACGUCAAGAACAAAGAGGCCAUCACCGCCAUCGCUAGGACGCAGGUCAGUAACACAAACAAUAAAGAACGUUAUGUACGUGACGGACAGUGCAUAGUCACAGCCGCCGCCGCGCAAGCCGGACUUAUUACGUCACAACACGCGCCUGCGCGCGGAACCCUUCGACCACGUCAAGAACAAAGAGGCCAUCACCGCCAUUCACAGCCGCCGCCGCGCAAGCCGGACUUAUUACGUCACAACACGCGCCUGCGCGCGGAACCCUUCGACCACGUCAAGAACAAGGAGGCCAUCACCGCCAUCGCUAGGACGCAGGACGCGACAGCGACAGGCAAGAUAGGCGUGGACGGAGUAAGCAUAUCAAGCGAGAAGGCGGGUUACGAGUACCUCGCCACGCCGUCGCCGCGGCCGGGCGACGGGCCCGACCAGUCGCCGCUCAUGACCUGGGGACACAUCGAGGGCACGCCCUUCCGCCUCGACGGCGGGGACACGCCCUUACCAGCCGUGGGCGCGGGCGCGGCCUACCGCAUGCUGGAGGGCGGCGCGCGCGAGCGCAUCGCGCUGCAGCUGUGCGAGCGCGCCGCGCGCCGCCGCCGCCCCACCACGCCGCGCGCCGCCACAGACUCCUUCACGCCACUUUUCAGAACAAACACAGAGCGCCUCGCCAGCAUGUCUCCAGCGGCGCGGAAGCUGGCCACCAAGCACCUGCUCUCCCCGCGCCUCAAGCUCACCCCCCACGACGUCGGCAUCCACGCGCGAACCCCUACUCCGCGCCGUCCGCUCGUGGCCACGCCCACGCACCACAACGCCACGCCCACUCGCGGCAGUGCCACGCCCAACAUGCCCAGCACACACGGCUCCACAGAAAACAACAUCACAGAUAACCUCCUGCAGAUCAACGUGGCUAAACGGACGAGGUUAAAAGCGCAGGACUUCUUCCAAUAGCAGAUAAUAAACGUAUUUAAAACA